Oncorhynchus gorbuscha (pink salmon) is the source of this 4416-nucleotide messenger RNA. It is a transcript of the gene phkb, whose product is annotated as phosphorylase kinase, beta. The transcript is spliced from 32 exons. Gene Ontology annotation, biological process: glycogen metabolic process. Gene Ontology annotation, cellular component: phosphorylase kinase complex. NCBI's taxonomy places the organism in Eukaryota, Metazoa, Chordata, Actinopteri, Salmoniformes, Salmonidae. The record is from RefSeq and is a predicted model, not a curated record. Gene Ontology annotation, molecular function: calmodulin binding. Bases 172 to 3411 code for a protein of 1079 amino acids.
CAGUUUACUGCAGUGUCGCAACGUACUGUCACUUGGUAAACACAGAGAACCAACCAACAUGUCAAGCUUGGGAGAUGUCGGCAGGAAACUCCUGGAAAUCAAAGCCAGGCAAAAGCGUUCAGAUUUGUAAUUUAGCUCAGAGACGAUUGCCCUUUACCUCACCUUUUGAAAAUGGCCUGUUCGGAAUGUGAGAUUUCCAAAGCUCCUCGGAAACUUAAAAGAUAUGGCUCCAUCUAUGAACCUCUCAAGCUCUCCAUUCUCCACCGGGAGGAUGAGCCACUAUGGGAGAGACUUGACCGUUACUACAAUGCAGUGAAGACCACCAUUCUGAACUACCAGAGCCCUACCACUGGCCUCUUCCCUACCAAGACAUGCUGCAAGGAAGCCAAGGUGCGGGACUCCCUGUAUUGUGCAGCCAGUUCCUGGGCCCUGGCUUUAGCUUACAGACGCAUCGAUGAUGACAUGGGACGCACCCAUGAGUUGGAGCACUCAGCCAUCAAGUGCAUGAGGGGCAUCCUCUACUGUUACAUGCGCCAGUCUGACAAGGUGGAGGAAUUCAAACAGGACCCCAGCCCCUCCAAGUGCCUGCACUCAAUAUUCAAUGUCGACACAGGAGAUGAGAUUCUGUCCUACGAUGACUACCAUCACCUACAGAUUGAUGCCUUGUCCCUCUUCCUGCUCUAUUUGGUGGAGAUGGUCUGCUCCGGCCUCCAGAUCAUCUACAACACGGAUGAGGUAUCUUUCAUCCAGAACCUGGUGUUCUGUGUAGAGAGGGCGUACAGAGUGCCUGACUUUGGAAUGUGGGAGAGAGGGAGCAAGUACAACAAUGGAAGCACUGAGCUGCACUCCAGUUCUGUGGGGCUGGCUAAAGCUGCUCUCGAGGCUAUCAAUGGAUUCAACCUGUUUGGGAAUCAGGGUUGCUCUUGGUCUGUCAUCUUUGUGGACCUGGAUGCCCACAACAGGAACAGACAGACACUGUCCUCCCUCCUACCCAGAGAAUCCAGGUCCCACAAUACGGACGCUGCCCUCCUGCCCUGCAUCAGUUACCCUGCGUUCGCUGUGGAUGACGACGCCCUCUACAGUCAGACCCUGGACAAGGUGGUGCGCAAGCUAAAGGGGAAGUACGGCUUCAAGCGCUUCCUGCGUGACGGCUACAGGACCGCCAAUGAAGACGAGAACAGGAGACACUACAAACCGGCUGAGAUGAAGCUUUUUGAUGGAAUUGAAUGCGAGUUUCCCAUAUUUUUCAUCUUCAUGAUGAUUGAUGGGGUCUUCAGGGGGAACAACGCCCAAGUCAAAGAAUACCAAGAUCUGUUAACGCCUAUAAUUUUUCAAUCUUUUGAGGGCCAUGCUGUCAUCCCGAAGUACUACCGCGUACCUGCCGACUUUGUGGAGGCGGAGCAGAAGAAGCACGGGAGCCAGAAGCGUUUCCCUGCCAACACAGGCCAAGAUGGCAUGCUGUUCCUGUGGGGCCAGGCCCUCUUCAACAUCGCCAGGCUGCUGGUGGAUGAGCUGAUCAGCCCCCAAGACAUCGACCCAAUCAAACGCUACGUACCCCGCCAGGAUCAGAGGAACGUCAGCAUGAGAUACUCCAAUCAGGGUCCCAUUGAUAAUGACACGGUGGUUCAUGUAGCCCUGAUUGCUGAGAGCCAGAGACUGCAGGUGUUCCUGAACACCUAUGGCAUCCAGACUCAGACACCCCAACAGGUGGAGCCCAUUCAGAUCUGGGCCCAGAAGGAGCUGGUUAAUGCGUACCGCUUCCUGGCCGUCAAUAAGAAGCUGGGUCUGAGUGGGCGUCCGGAAAGGCCAGUGGGCUGCAUGGGGACUUGCAAGAUUUAUCGGAUCCUGGGGAAGACUGUGGUGUGCUACCCAAUCGUCUUUGAUCUCAAUGACUUCUACUUAUCCCAGGAUGUCAUGCUGCUGAUUGAUGACAUCAAGAAUGCACUGCAGUUCAUCAAGCAUAGCUGGAAAAUGAAAGGUCGCCCACUCUUCCUGGUCCUCAUCAGAGAGGACAACAUCAAGGGGAGCCGUUUCAACCCAGUCCUGGACAUGUUGGCAUCGUUCAAGAAGGGGUGUGUCGGUGGGGUCAAAGUUCACGUGGACAGGCUUCAGACCCUGAUAUCAGGAGCUAUUGUGGAGCAGUUGGACUUCCUUCGUGUCAACGAAGCAGAAAUCCCAGAGUUUAAGAACUUUCAGGAGCUGGAGAUGCCCAAGCACUCCAAGGUGAAGAGGCAGACGAGCACGCCCAAUGCCUCAAACCUGGAGCAGCAGCCUGAGAUCGACAUCGAGGAGUGGAAACACAAAUCCACCAACGAGAUCAUGCAGAAGUUCUAUGACUGUGACUGCCUGGCCAGUCAAGCACAGCUUGCCAGUAUUCUCAUGAAGAAAGAGGGUCCUGACUUCUUUGCCAAGGAUGAGACCCUAAUGGAAGACAUGGAGAGACUCUACAGAAGAGCUGGGACCAGGAAGCUUUGGCUGGCGGUGCGUUACGCUGCGGCCGUUAUCAUGAAGUUUGCCAGUUCUAUUGCCCCUCAUAUCACCACACUGGUGGUCCAUGGCAAGCAGGUAACGCUGGGACUGUUUGGGCAUGAGGAGGAGGUGAUCUCCAAUCCCCUCUCACCUGGGGUCAUCAAGGGCAUCCUCUACAGCAAGUGCUCCGGGGAGAGGGAGGCCGUGCUGCAGCAGGAGCUGGUCAUCCACAUCGGCUGGAUCAUCUCCAACACCCCCGAGCUGUUCAGCGGCAUGCUCAAGAUCCGCGUCGGGUGGAUCGUCCAGGCCAUGAAGCAUGAGUUGGAGAUCCGAGCAGGAGACAUGCCACCCCAGGACAUUUACCAGAUGUCCCCCAGCGAUGUUAAACAGCUGCUGCUGGACGUCCUUCAGCCACAACAGCACGGCAGGUCCUGGAUCAAUAGGCGUCAGAUCGAUGGUUCCCUCAACAGGACGCCCCAUGGCUUCUACGACCGAGUGUGGCAGACUUUGGAGAGAACUUGUAAUGGCAUCGUAGUGGCAGGGAUCCAUCUCCCACAGCAACCUACUCUGUCUGACAUGACCAUGUAUGAGAUGAACUUUUCUCUGCUGGUGGAAGACACACUGAAGGACAUUGUGCUGCCUGAGUACAGGCAGAUAGUAGUAGAGCUGCUGAUGGUGGUGUCCAUAGUGUUGGAGAGAAACCCGGAGCUGGAGUUCUCGGAGAAGGUGGACCUGGAUGUUCUGGUGAAGGAGGCCUUCCAUGACUUCCAGAAGGACAGGAGUCAGGAGGGGACGAAGAAACAGGAUGACAUGGAGGAGUUCUAUAAGACACCGCCGAUGGGCAGGAGAGGCACCUCCAGUUACCUGACCAAGGCUGUGAUGAUUCAGCUGCUUCAGGGAGACGUGAAGCCCUCCAAGGAUGACCCCUGCUCGGUCAGCUAAACUAAACCCAUUCAGCAGAGUGGAGGAAUCCACCGCUACUCUACUUUGUCGAACUACUAACAACACGCUAAAUUAGUCAGCAGCACUGACUGUUGUUCCACCAGCAAUACCCUCCUUGUUCUGUUAGCUUCAAGCUAUUUACACAGGGUGUAUCAGCUCUUAUCAACACCUUGUUCUGUUAGCUUCAAGCUAUUUACACAGGAUGUAUCAGCUCUUAUCAAAACCUUGUUCUGUUAGCUUCAAGCUAUCUACACAGGAUGUAUCAGCUCUUAUCAACACCUUGUUCUGUUAGCUUCAAGCUAUUUACACAGGAUGUAUCAGCUCUUAUCAACACCUUGUUCUGUUAGCUUCAAGCUAUUUAUACAGGAUGUAUCAGCUCUUAUCAACACCUUGUUCUGUUAGCUUCAAGCUAUUUAUACUGGAUGUAUCAGCUCUUAUCAACACCUUGUUCUGUUAGCUUCAAGCUAUUUAUACAGGAUGUAUCAUAUCUUAUCAACACCUUGUUCUGUUAGCUUCAAGCUAUUUAUACAGGAUGUAUCAGAUCUUAUCAACACCAUUAUUACUGUUAAUAACAUUGAACUGUUACCCACCCGAAAUCCUUGCAUGUAGAAUUGUACGAAUAGCAUUAGCAUUGUGGGGCAGCCCACAUUGUUGAUUUGUAGUUAAUCAAUGGCAUGAUAUGCAAAACUAGAGUUGCAUCCCAGUGCACACUUCUUCUUUUUUUUGUCUGUCUUAGGAAGUCCGGGUCUUUUUGAAAGCCCGAUCGCUGUAUUUUUGUGAAUGUGGUCAUGAGUUCCUUCACUCUAUUAAAAGGAUAUAUUAAGUUGUUUUAUGUUGAUGUGUUUAGACGUGGUUUGAGUGUGCCUAUCCAGUUUAGUGAAUCUGAAUGGAACUUUUUCAAUGUGUGUGUGUGUGUGAUGUUGGCUGAUGUGUUCCGUCACUCUGUCAAGGUGAUUUUGGAAGCUCCAUACUAGUUUCAGAAAAAUAAACUUGAGGAACUUGUGA